AUGAACCAUUACCGGCACUCAUCCUACCGGGUCGAGUGGCCUCGCAAGGUUCCAGUGACUAGGGUUGAGCUGCCACCCGACUUCCCUGCGGGCUGGCCCUUUUACACGUUGCGCGCUAUCGUGGUGCCUCUGACACUGCUUGCGGGAGAGUUGGAGGCACCCCCGGGACCGGCUGGAGCUCUACCACCUCUUCGCUACAGCCUCGUGUCUGCUAAGCCCCAGAUUGGACCUAGGCCAAACCAAUCACACCAGUCAGCACCAUUCGCUGUUAAUGCCAUCACCGGGGACGUCACGUUGACUGACGCCUUGCGUCCUAACGCUCGACGAGCAAGCCGGCCAGCGGAGUGGAGCCUUGUCGUCGAAGCUCGAGUCAACGACGCCAAUGGGAACGCGAACAGUAGCCGGGCACAACUCCUCGUCAUACUGCUGUCGAGAGAACAGCAAUCCAAGGCAUGCACGUCCAGGCGAAAGAUUUGCUUCGGUUUUGAAGACGGCCUCCGAUUCGAAUACUCGAUCCACGAAGUGGCCAUUGCCGGCACUGUGCUCGACCUCGUUAGGCCACCAGCCACGCGAGCCCUCUGCCCGGAUUUGGAACCAACGUACGCCGUAAGCCAAGACGCUGACAAAUGGCUGGCCUUCGAUGCAAGCUCCGGCCAGCUUCGCUUGACGCGGUCCGUCUCGUGGAGCGAGUCGCCGGCCUCGACGAGCUCCGUGGUGAUGGCUAGCCUUGAGUGCUCACUUCCCGGGCAACCAAACGAGACAGCCAAGGUGUCACUUGAAGUCGAGGACUUGGAUGACCAGCCACCGAAGGCACAGAGAAAGAGCAACCUUGUAUGCCGAACGUCAGUUCGAAGUCUCCACAAGGGCGACAUACUCGGCUGCACUAUAUCUGUGCUUGACCGAGAUUCAAAGGACGCCAACAAUUUAACAGUCCGGUUGGAACAAGAUGUUCGAAACCUGUUCGAGCUUGCUGAUACACCGUUUCAGACUUUCAUUAGAGACAAGAAGAUGACAUUCCUUAACGCAAAGAUCGCUGUUCGGAGCACUGGUGCCUGGUUUCCAGGAGACAAGUACAGCUUCGCGGUCAUCGUGGAGGACGCCGGUCUUGUGCGUAGUGACCUGCCCGCAGAGGUGACGUUCCAGAUCGAGGUGUCCAACAGCAGCACGCUCAGGACCCCGCUCACGCUUAAAGACACAUACAACAUUUCGCUAUCAAGAAACGCAACGACGUUUGCAAGGGUCCUUUCGUCGAUGACAGCGCCGGCGUCCAACCACCGCUUUCGGCUCAUGUUGGACGAUGGUGACGCGAUGGCUGCAGCUGCGCACGCGUGGCUCGCGGUUACUCCGCACACCGGCAUCCUGUACGUGACCAAUGCGCAGCGGCUGCGCGAAUUCAACGCCUCCGAGACAAGCGUGCUGCUCGAGGCCUCGUGGGCGGAAGACGAGGAGAGUGGCCUCGCUCGGCGGCACCUCUACCGCGUGGAAGUGCACAUCCAGGAGACCGAAGAUGACCAUCACGCAGAACAGUGCGAGGGGCGCCUUUGCGGUCAGCAACUAAGCGAGACCCAGUGCUUGGCUUCCUGCGGUCCAGGCACGGUGGACGGCCGCUGCCGCUGGCGCCAUGGCUCUAACGGGCGCCACCUCUCUACACGUUACAGCACCUGCACUGGGGAUCCAGAGAGUUGUCCAGAUAGCAUCUGCGACGAGCUGGAGCUUAUGCAGCCCUCGCUAUGUCCACAGGAUUGUGCAGAGCACGUCGUCGGCGAGGCUGUGGCAGGGCCGUCCGGCAAAGGAAUCGAGAAGGCCAUGGGCAUUUGUUCGUGCGCCUCGGCCGAGAGUUGCACAUGCACCAAACUGCCCGCCCGUCCUGACAGCCGCGACAGUGUGCUUGUCGCCCACCCAUGGCCGCCAAGUGCCCAUGAAGACAAACAGCGUUCAUUUGUCCACCAGCCUGCAAUUACUGACUUUGGGCGGCGGCCAGAGCCUGGUGGUUCGGUGGCGCCUGCUGCUGCAGGGUCCUGUGGUGCUGGUUGUGUGGCGUCAUUGUGCCUGGCUGGCUUGCUGGUAUCAGCCCUUGCAGUGGCUGCACUGGUGGUGCUUGUACGAAGGCAGCGUGUGGCCGCCAAGCACAAGUACCUAGGCUCUAGAGCUUCGCUGUCAGUGCCCUCAGACUACAUUGACAGCCGCAGCGCCACUUCGCCCUCUGCACCUGAUGCCGCUGUGCAGGCCUCUACACCACACACUGAUUCCGUAGCAGGAUCACCAUUUUCCAAGCUGCAGGCAAGUUGCAUGCACAGCAGGAGCAGAGCUGACAUGACACACUUGCAGAAGGCUGGUGGGGUGCCCUGGGAAAAGUUGUGGUACAGAGAACAAGAUUGGUUUACUUGCUCCAGUUGUAAUGGUGUAGAUGCAUGCAGAAACAAAGGAAGCCUUGUUUCGUAUGACAUUGUUGCUGUACUUGUUCAGCCAUUUCUCUACUGCAUAAUGAUAUUACAUUUUGGGUCACAGGAGGCCCUAUGGGGGAACAUCAAGAUGCCUUACAGGAAGGUGUUGAUUGCACGGAGACAUAUAUCGAAGCGUGCAGCCUCUCCUGUGCCCCUGAAAAAUCAGAACUGCUUGUACUGCACAGAAGGAGAGGUCGACCACCACCUUCAACGGCCAACUCUGAAGUCGAAUUUAAUGGCCGGAGUGGGCUCGGCCAUCCUACAGAAGCUUCAAAUCACCAUCACUGAAGUCGUACAUCUGGUGAAACGAGUGGCAAGCAAACUACGGGGGCUCAAGGAAGAAGACGUUCUAAAACUAACACAGGUCCUAGCCACCAGCCGCAUCAUUUACAGCACUCUGUAUUUGGGACUGAAGAAUGUGGAAAAGAAGAAGUUCAACAAUGUCCUCAACAGAGAAGCUGCUCCAACUAGGCAUUCACAACACCUGGGAGGAAGUCGCCACUCUCACCGGUCUGAUGCACCGGUAGAGCACUUCUAUAGUUUCGGGAGACGUCCAAGGUCGGGGAUGAACCUCAGGGCCCACGGAGCUCUCGCCGAGGACGGAGACGGUGGAGCCGCUGUCUAUCAGGACUCUGACCGGUCGGCUCUCAACGAAGCCCUUCACGAUGGGGCGCUGAGAACGUCGCGGACAGUUGAUUUCACCGGUGUCCAGAUGAAUGUCGACUCCGAGCUCACCGAUGGCGUUCUGCUGGGCUCCGUGUUGGCCGCUCGUUCUUCGUUCGGGAAAGACGCAUCUGCAGAUCCUUGCAAUGGUGUUACGGAGGUGCCAGUAAAAGGAGUGCCAUAUGAAGAGCAGUGGGAGGACCUGCUGACCAGCACUUACCCGGAGGACCAGAGACGACUGGUGGACCAAGUGGAUGAGCAGUGGGAGUAUCCCAGGGAAAACCUAAUCUUGGAGCAAAGUCUGGGUGAAGGAGAAUUCGGCCGUGUGGUUCGAGCCCGUGCCCGUGACAUCGGCGGUGUGCGAGGCUUCACGACGGUGGCGGUCAAGAUGCUAAAAGGCAGUUGGACACCAGCUGAGGAACAAGAUUUGCUAUCAGAAUUUUGCAUGCUCAAGGAAGUCAACCAUCCCAAUGUGAUACGUCUUCUCGGGGGCUGCACCACGAAAGGUGGACCACUUUAUGUAAUCGUGGAGUAUGCAGAGCUUGGCUCUCUGCUAAAUGUGCUGCGGCAUAGUCGGCACAUGGCCGGAGGGGGUGCAGACGUGACAGUUGUAUGCAACCCAACAUACAUGGCUCAGGAGCCAGCUCUGAGGUCCCCAGAAGAGAAUACCGAGAAUCCUGCUGAGCCUGAAGUGCCCAGCUUCAGCGAUCUAAUUUCUUUCGCUUAUCAGAUAGCGAAAGGGAUGGCAUACUUGGCCGACAUGAAGCUGGUGCACAGGGACUUGGCGGCACGAAAUAUCCUUUUGGCUGAAGGAAAUGUUAUCAAAAUCUCCGACUUUGGCCUAAGCCGGGACGUCUAUGAGGGUGACACAUACCUCAAGAAGAGUAGGGGGAGGGUGCCUGUAAAAUGGAUGGCCUUGGAAUCACUGGAGGAUCAGAUAUACAGCAGCAAGAGCGAUGUGUGGUCCUUUGGUGUUGUGCUCUGGGAAAUCGUCACACUAGGUGCCUCACCAUACCCUGGUGUGGGUCCCGAACAUUUGUUCCGCCUUCUCAAGACCGGUUACAGAAUGCAUCAACCCGAAGGCUGUUCUGAUGAAAUAUAUCGUAUGAUGCUCAGCUGUUGGCAGCCCAGACCACAGGAUCGGCCUUGUUUCAAGGAACUUAGGCAAAGAUUAGAAGAUAUACUGCAGGACUCUGCUUCCUACCUGGUACUCGGUGGCGUGCAGAAUCGUUCUUAUUAUAAUCUCAAUGGCGGAGUGCCUUCGAUGAAGCCCCUUCUUGAGGACCAUUCAGAUGACGGUGAAGGCAGCGAAGCUCCCGAGUAUGGCUGCAUGCAAUUCGAGCGCCGUGGGUCGUUCUUCGAUGUCGGUGUGUCAGAGGAUAGCAAUGUCCACCUGCUGACCAGAAAGAAUGGCUUCCUCGUCGACUCUCCAGUUGCUUGCUGGUUAGCUCGGCCUGAAGUUCUGACACGGGAUGGUUCCAGUACUGAACGGCCCAAGCAACUCCUCUAGUCACCACAUGGCAUGCCUCGGUGGUUCAAGGUGUCCACUCCUCUGUGGGGUCCAGCUGGAUAGCCAAAGGGCCUCUGGCCUACUCAGUGUCAGAAAUGGCUGUGGUAACAUGGCCACUGCUUAGUGGCACUUCUGCUCACCUGGCAGCAAGGACUGAACUGUUAGGCUUCUUUGUGCACUGGAGGCCAUAUUGCGAACAUUCCUCAAUGUGUUGCGUUUUUGUGGCGAAAAUGGCUUACGAGGAAAAAAAAGAAACUGCAUUGUAAGUGUCGCUGACAUACUUACUGUCACCGAGCAUGACAUGCAUCUUUCUUUCUAUAUUUUCACCAUGGCAUUUAUCAUAGGUCAUACGGCACUUCACACUGAUGAGGUCAAUAUUUUUCUAUUCAUUGGUACAGUUGAAUUUUGUUGUAAUGAAGUUACAUCUGACUUGAAAAUAUUCUUGUUAUAUCCGAUAUUUGUUAUAAGCAUAUAUCCGUUACAUACUGAUAUAAGCAAGAAAAAAUUUAGGUUUACUUCAUUAAAUCUGAUAUCUCAUUAUAUAUCUUGGUUUGUGAAAUCGAGGUUCAACUAUAAUAGCAGCUAAGUUUUCCUUAUUAUUUAAUUUGGCCUUAGGUUGGCUUGUUAAUUUUUAUGUCAGCGAUCUUUCAAUGUGACAGCCAAGUCAUCUUGUUUCUAGUCGCCCUUGGCUGACUGUUGGCAAAAACACCAGAGGCUGGUAGCGUUCGCUGAAAAGCUUCAUAGAGCAGGAAAACUUAUUACUUCCUUUGCUUGGCAAGGGAACGAUAACAAACUGUAUCAUGUACUGAAACACUGUCUGAGUAGAUAUUUCAACUACUGGCUCUGUGGCCAUAGUAGCCAGGGGUUGCAGUGGAGUGCUUUUUUUUAAAUUCUGAGUCUCACUACUGAUUAUCAUUAAACAAACUGGGAAACUUUCUCAGGUACCAAUGUAGCACAUAGAUAUUUUGUACUUGUGCUAAAGGAGAAAAUAUUUUGCGGUCUGCAUGAAAGAUAAUUUUUGAAAAAUUUUGCUAAACUUGAGAGCUUCUUCUAAAUUUAAAGAAUGCAUUUCCAUGGUUGAUGACAAUGAUUCAUUAACUCGAUGACAGGGAACAUUGUCAUUUUCUUUAUUGUGAGUAUAUAUUGCAUACAGGCAAAUUCUUCUAUAUCAGUGCAAUGUACUCAACAUCUCCUUGGCCUUAAGCCAUACUGGCUUUGCAUUGACAAAAGCAUCUUCUACUUACUCUAUAUGUAUGAUACAAUAGUUGUUUGGAAUUGCUUCAUGGAUACUGACAUUUGGAGAGCACUUUUUGGUUCUUAAAGGCCAGCUGCAUUGAAAUUUUGGACUGUGUAAAGAGCCUUGUAUCAUAUAGUCAAGAUAUAGAGCAGCCUCUGUGCAAAAUUGUACAUUUGAAAUAUGAGUGGACGCGUUUAGACGUUUGGUGGCUAAGUGCACUUUACAGGUAAAAUUUCGCUAGCAGCACGGAAUCGUCACAAAAUUCAGCACAAAAUCGCCCUAAUAGUCUUACAUUAUAUAGAAACAAAUUCUAAGAACCGUGUCUGCACCCGCACAGCCUGCAAUAUAUUCGAUUUGAUUUGAAUAUUCGUAUAAAUAUUAAGAAUAUAACAUUCGAUAAUAGUCAAACGUUUCAAAUAUUUGCACACCCCUACUAAAAACCUUUUGCAGAAGCUACGAAAUGUCCUACAAAAUUUAAGUGUACACAUCCUCAGAGUGUUCUGAAGGACUUGCUUGAAGUCACUGCUUUUAUGUACGCGAUCAUAAAAUCCAUAAUCUUUUCCUUCCUUGUACCCCUUAAUGGACAAAAAAUGCUAAUUCUUGCUUAAUUCGAAAUCAGCACUUAUGUAUAGGAGUAUAAUAUUUGUUGUAUUAAAUACUCGAUCACAUUUUGGUGGUGAGCACUUAAAUAACGAUACUCACAUUCUUUCAUGAAACUGAGAAAUGAUGAUCAUUAUGUAUUUGUACUUAAACUGAAUAUCUGACAAUAUAUCAGCUAGAAUAUACUGAACCCUUGAAUUUUUCCUCUGAAGGUUAUCACCUCUCUUGCUGGUUCUAAUAUUUAUCAUCUCAAAUGAUCUAUAUAAUCUCAAAAUUAGAAAAUCCACUUGGUUUCUAGGGCUAACUCUCACACCAGCAUGAAUCAUAUGAAACUGCCAAUUGCGCUCCCACUCAGCGGCUUGUGAAGCAUAAUUUGAAGGAACGUAAGUACAUGGAGAAGUGUGCUGCACCAUUUAUACUAACUGAAACAUUGCUCACUUAAAGGGAUACUAAAAAGAAAAAUUAUUUGUGCUGUGUUAGUAAAUUACCCUCCAAAAUACCAAAAAAGCUACUUUUGCUGCAAGAAGAUGCGUGGUAAGGCAGAAAAGAUGAAAAAACGAAAGACAGGUGGUGACACUGCCUUGAAGUUUCUGCACCAGAUCACUAGGACCUCAUGCAUUUUGAAGUCAUCUGCUCGAGCCUAGUUAAAAUUUUUUCUGUAAAAAUAGACUACCUUGCAUUCCAAAAGACCCAACGACUGAACUUGGGAGGUUUCAUGAAUUUUUACUAAAGUAGAACAGCCCAAAUACAGAAAUAUACUUUACAAUUUAAAAAUGAAACUUUGAUCAUCAUUUUUCUUCUAAUAAUCAGCCUGUUACUGUGAAACAAGCAAAAGCAGAUCAGCCUGUUACUUUGAAACCAGCAAAAGCAGAGUUCUUCAAGAAUGCUUUUUCAAUCUAAACUGAUUCAGUGCUUCUCUUUAAUGUCCCUUUAAGACACUAGCUUUUUUUAACUUUUGUUCUUUCUUGAGAAUGACGUCUUAUGUUUUGUCUUUUCUUAAGACAGACAUCUUAUGGCCUAUAUUAUGGAAUGAGCUCCUUUUUUGUUCCUAUGAAGGACACCCCUUCUAAUGUUAUUUUUUGCUGGUAAUGUCGGCUGUAUUUUUGCUCAACUUCAAAACUAACAUAUAUUAUGUACAUCCACGCACAUAAGAGAAAAGGAAUCUCAAACAGUGUGUUAAUGGCAAAAAGGUUGUAAACACUUGUUGAAGCCAAUAAUUGGUAUACCUUUGUAUGGAGAGUUAGAAAGCCUAGAUCAGCCUGCUCAUGAGCCAAAAUUUUGUUAUUGUGGCAUCUUUUGUUCUUUACUGCCCUAUAUGUAUUUAUUUACUUUGCAGGGUGGCAAAUAGUACUCAUUCAAAUUUUUACUGCCUGGGACACUGUUCUUGUUGGAGCAUUGAAGUCAUUUGUUUGUGCUGCCAGCUAUGUAAAGGCUUAAGCAGCUGCAGCUAUUUCUCCAUUGAAUGAUGUUAACAAUAGUAUAACACACGUGCUAACUUCGGCACUUUUGGUAAAAAACAAUGAAAAUUGCUUGACCAUGUGAAACUUAAGUUGCUGCUUAUGAAACAAAGCCAUUGUCAUCGUCAAGAACUGUACACUUAAGUACCAAAGCAAACCAUCCAGCUCAACAAAGUCUUAUCAACAAGUUUCUCUUUCUCCUAUAAAAUUUUCUUGGUGCUGAAUUUGUGUACAAAACAAUAAAUAAAAUGAACGAAAGUGUCGAAAAACAUACAUAUAACAUGGUAAUAUUGUAUUUGGACUUGCUGAUUCUUCCUAAAAGGUAAUUUUUUUUUGCACUGGUUGCUUCUACACCACUAUAGUGUAGUACUGCAUAGCUGAGAAAUACACUUUGCAUAAAUUAUAUUGCCAAUGCGAGUUAUAAGGAUAUCCCAUGCAGACUAGCAUUACGUUGCUGUUCCGAAAGCCCUUUCUUUCUUCUGUGAUGACUGACAUGAACCAGUGUUUCACACAGUGCAUAGUAUAUUGCAGCUUUGAAUACAACCAUUCUUUACAUUGUGUCCAUUGUGGUAGCAUAUACUGUCACUUGUGCAUUUAUUUUGACAAGUUUAAAUUUUUUCAGAUGACCAAUAACUUGUUAACAUCUUAAUAUCGGAAAUGAACUCCCUACUGUUCGAUUUAGCUGGUAUACCUAUUUCAAUUACUUUGUGGCUGGCAAGCAUACUACAUUUGAGCUCACUUAAAACAAACGUCAUGGUCACACAUGAUGCAUUUGUUAUUGCAGAGCAUUUUGUAAUAAGUGAAUACACAGAAUAAGCCAACGAAAUAGCAGAAACAUUUAUUGUUUUCCAAAGUAAUGGGCAAGCUUGCUUUGCUUCUUCAGAAGCAAAGCAAGCUUAUCUUACUUAAUAUCUUACUUAAUAAUCACAGCUUCCAGAUUGCUCAAAACUGACAAGUGCUCAUUGCCGAGAGCUUUCCUGCAUAUGAGCUGUUUCAGUGAUGCAUUGCAGAAGGGUUGAAAUACGGGCCAGUUGGUACAUUGGUGAAGGAAAAACCAGUCACAAAACACAAAGCACAAGA
Molecule: messenger RNA, 8991 nt
Organism: Dermacentor andersoni
Lineage: Eukaryota; Metazoa; Arthropoda; Arachnida; Ixodida; Ixodidae
Biological process (GO): protein phosphorylation; cell surface receptor protein tyrosine kinase signaling pathway; positive regulation of kinase activity
Cellular component (GO): signaling receptor complex; plasma membrane
Molecular function (GO): ATP binding; transmembrane receptor protein tyrosine kinase activity
Source: RefSeq, a predicted model, not a curated record